Molecule: messenger RNA, 1613 nt
Organism: Prosopis cineraria
Lineage: Eukaryota; Viridiplantae; Streptophyta; Magnoliopsida; Fabales; Fabaceae
Product: serine/threonine-protein kinase SRK2A-like
Exons: 9
Coding region: 332-1396 (354 amino acids)
Biological process (GO): intracellular signal transduction; protein phosphorylation
Molecular function (GO): protein serine/threonine kinase activity; ATP binding
Source: RefSeq, a predicted model, not a curated record
UCCAGUGGGAAUAGGGUUCACAAAUACCAGAAGUUCAAGGGCCAAUAAAUGCGAUUUUCAAUAUUAAAAUUACUGCGAAAGCAAGCUAACUGAUGACACUGCAUCACUGGAUUCAAGCUGGUCCUCAUGGUCAUGGAUUCCCAUACUCUUUCCCCAUUUUUCUAAUGUUUCUCUCUCACACUCACCCACGUGCUCUUCCUUAUAAGUUGCCGUUUCACUCCACACCCAUUCUCUAGAUCAGCUUGCUACUUAGAUUCCCAUUUCGAUUUCUGAAAUGCUUUGAUUCUGAUACUGACUCGCACGCCGUUUCAUCACUGGUCAAUUCGUCGAUAUGGACAAGUACGAGACCGUGAAGGAUUUGGGGGCUGGCAACUUUGGGGUGGCCAGGCUCAUGAGGAACAAGGAAACCAAGGAACUCGUCGCCAUGAAAUACAUCGAGCGUGGCCACAAGAUUGACGAGAAUGUCGCAAGAGAGAUUAUAAACCACAGGUCCCUGCGACACCCCAAUAUAAUCCGCUUUAAGGAGGUGGUUUUGACCCCCACCCAUUUGGCUAUAGUGAUGGAGUAUGCAGCUGGAGGGGAGCUCUUUGAAAGGAUCUGUACUGCUGGCAGGUUCAGUGAAGAUGAGGCUAGAUAUUUCUUUCAGCAGCUGAUCUCUGGUGUGAGUUUCUGUCAUGCCAUGCAAAUAUGCCACAGAGAUUUGAAGCUGGAAAAUACUCUUCUAGAUGGAAGCCCUGCACCUCGCUUGAAGAUUUGUGACUUUGGUUAUUCCAAGUCAUCUUUGCUGCAUUCACGACCCAAAUCAACUGUUGGAACUCCUGCUUAUAUAGCACCUGAAGUCCUUUCCAGGAGGGAGUAUGAUGGCAAGUUGGCUGAUGUAUGGUCAUGUGGGGUGACUCUCUAUGUCAUGUUGGUUGGAGCAUAUCCAUUUGAGGACCAUGCAGACCCCAGGAAUUUCAGAAAAACAAUUCAGCGCAUAAUGGCUGUCCAAUACAAAAUCCCUGAUUACGUCCACAUAUCUCAAGAUUGCAGACACCUCCUUUCUCGUAUAUUUGUUGCAAAUCCAUUGAAGAGAAUAACUCUCAUGGAGAUCAAGAACCACCCAUGGUUUUUAAAGAACCUUCCAAGGGAGCUGACUGAAUCGGCUCAAGCUAUCUAUUAUCAGAGAGACAAUCCAAGCUUUUCUGUUCAAAGUGUGGAGGGGAUAAUGAAAAUUGUGGGAGAAGCUAGAAACCCACCUCCAGUGUCUAGACCUAUUAAAGGUUUUGGCUGGGAAGGUGAAGAAGGUGAAGGAGAUGAUGAGGAAGCUGAGGUGGAGGAAGAGGAGGAUGAAGAAGAUGAAUAUGACAAAAGGGUCAAAGAGGCUCAUGCCAGUGGAGAAUUUCAAGUCAGUUAAGCAGUAUGACUCUUGUUUACUUGUUGAUUUUUUUCUUUAAAACAAAAAAAAUUAGUCACCUAUUAUUGUGUAACAUAAUUAAUGACUGCUAUCAACUGGCGAGGUUUCUAACUUUAUAGUCUUGUUCAUAUGUUGUGCUCCUUGUAUCAUCAAGAACUCCAUGUAUGCGAACAAUAGUUGUCUGAUUACAUCCUAGAUUACUCAAUCCCUUUUUUAA